CUAUUUCAGCUUCAGGAGAAAAAAUGACGCUUGAGUACGAAGUGACCGUCUUCACUGCAGACCCUAACCUUUCAUGGUCUUUGUACAAGUCACUCAACAUCACUCUGGAGGGCACCAGAGGGAAAAGUGAAGUCACAUCCUACCACAAAUUUAAUCUUUCUUUCUUUGGAAGCAAUGAGAUAAAAUUCCCAGUGAAGUGCUCCUCUGACCUCGGACACCUCGUGGGCAUAAAGCUAGAAGCAUACUGGAGCAUUCCUUUCCAAAGCCCAUGGUACCAUGUGAGGGUGGAAGCAGAAUCUCCCAUUGGAACUAUUUACAGGUUUCCCAUCCACCAGUCCAUCUUUGCUGACAAAGAGUACUUCUUCAGAGAGGGCAAAGCCAUGUUGCCACAAAAAGAGAAGAUAGAGGAACUUAUUAAACAUCGUCAGAAGGAGAUAAAGGACCAGCAGAAAAUCUAUCG
This is a messenger RNA of Oryzias melastigma (Indian medaka), 460 nucleotides long. RefSeq names its product arachidonate 12-lipoxygenase, 12R-type. Gene Ontology annotation, molecular function: metal ion binding; oxidoreductase activity, acting on single donors with incorporation of molecular oxygen, incorporation of two atoms of oxygen; protein binding. The record is from RefSeq and is a predicted model, not a curated record. Lineage: Eukaryota; Metazoa; Chordata; Actinopteri; Beloniformes; Adrianichthyidae.